GCCGUUGGAGAGACAACGUCACGUGACCCCCCGUGCCAAAUGGUCUUCCGGCAGCAGCUCUCAGCAAGGACCGGAGCACGCCAAGACGCCGCCACCUCUCUCAGAAAUGCAGAAGACAACAUACUACGACAACUCCUCUGCGCUCUUCGGUGGCUACUCCUCCUACCAGGUGCAGGGGGGCGGCGGCGGCGGCGGCGCGGCAGCAGCGGCCUCCAACGGCUUCGGGGGCUACGAUGCACCGGUCCCAGUGUCCCACCACCAGCCGGCCUUCCAGUCGGCGGCCCACCUGGACGUGGAUUCGUACCAGCGCUCGGCCUGCUCGCUACAGUCGCUGGGGAGUAACAGCGGCCACCAUCAGCAGCAGCAGCAGCAGCAGCUCGCCAAGAACAAGGAGCUGAACGGCAGCUGCAUGCGGCCCAGCCUGCCCCCCGAGCACUGCCCAGGCUCCCAGGUGUCCCCUCCGCUGCCCCCCAACCCGAGCAACGGCAAUAACGGGGCCCAGCAGCCGGGGGGCGCCGCCGGGGCCUCCUCUGUCUCCAAAGCAGGCCCCAAUAAGUCGUCCAACUCGUCCUCCUCCAUAUCGUCCUCCACGUCGUCGUCGUCCUCCUCCUCGCUGCCCCCCAACCCCACUGUGGCCAAGCAUAUCUUCCCCUGGAUGAAAGAGUGUCGACAGGCGACCAAGCAGAAAAACUGUUCGCCCAGCAACAACUCUGGCAACGCGUCAGGAGGAGCGGAGAGUGGCAGCAGCGGUGAGAAGAGUCCCACCGGCGGUUCGUCGGCGUCGUCCAAGCGCGCCCGCACGGCAUACACCAGCGCCCAGCUGGUGGAGCUGGAGAAGGAGUUCCACUUCAACAGGUACCUGUGUCGGCCACGCCGCGUGGAGAUGGCCAACCUGCUCAACCUGUCCGAACGCCAGAUCAAGAUCUGGUUCCAGAACCGCCGCAUGAAGUACAAGAAGGACCAGAAGUCCAAAGGCUUGAGCUCCAGUUCCGGGGGGCCCUCGCCGACCAGCUCGCCGACCCUGACCAUGCAGUCCUCCGCCAGCUUCCUCAACUCCAUGCACCCCAUGGGAGGGGGAGUCGGGCCCGGCUACGACGUCCCUUCUCCGCCGUCCUUCGGCAAGCCCCACCAGUCUUACUCCAUGUCCACCGCCUACUCCAACGUCCCCAUGAAGGGCUGUCCCCCCCAACAGAAGUACGGCGCCCCUGACCCGGACUACGGUGACCCCCAUCCUCACCACGGCCUAGUGCAGGCAAACAACGCUGGAUACGGGACUCCCACCAACAUGCAGGCCAGUCCGGUCUACGUGGGGGGUGGCAGCUAUGUGGAACCCAUGCCCGGCUCAGGGCCCUCCAUGUACGGGCUAAACCACCUCGGCCCCACUCCUCCCCACCACCAAACCAUGGACUACAACGGCGCGGGGCCUAUGUCGGGCGCCAACCAGCACCACGUGGGUGGAGGGGGCCCCCCGGGCCCCUGCGACCCUCCAACGCACCCGACGUACACCGAGCUGUCGGCGCACCACACCUCGACUCAGGGCAGAAUCCAGGAAGCACCCAAGCUCACUCACCUGUAGCAGGUUAGGAAAAACAAACGACAACGUAGGAAGUAGUGAAGACGACACACAGACGCGACUCACUAACAGACUCACUAACACGCUGCGACGGGACGGCAGGAGACAGACAGGGGCCACUAAGGGGAGUAGUCCAGCCCCCCUGUUUCCACUGCCUUCUCAUGAGGGCUAAGCGUUCACUGUUCCCUUUAAAGUGCAGCUAAUUUGAUUUAUUUAAGAUUCUCUUACGUGAAGCAGCACGAGCACAAAGCAUUCAUGCUGCUAGAAGAGUAAACAAAAGGCGCUCUGCAAUGUUGACGACCAUUUCCAAAUAUUUUUUUAAAGCCGGGACCAAACUUACUGACGUGCGUCUUCGUACGGGGAAUUAUUUUCUCUCACACAAGCCUUUUUAGAGCAAUUUACACACUCGUGGGUGUCCCAGGUGCAGCGAAGCAUAUUGUAGGCGCGG
Messenger RNA from Cyclopterus lumpus (lumpfish), 2021 nucleotides. RefSeq names its product homeobox B3a (gene hoxb3a). NCBI's taxonomy places the organism in Eukaryota, Metazoa, Chordata, Actinopteri, Perciformes, Cyclopteridae. Gene Ontology annotation, biological process: regulation of transcription by RNA polymerase II. The record is from RefSeq and is a predicted model, not a curated record. Gene Ontology annotation, cellular component: nucleus. Gene Ontology annotation, molecular function: RNA polymerase II cis-regulatory region sequence-specific DNA binding; DNA-binding transcription factor activity, RNA polymerase II-specific.